AUGGCAGGUCCCGUUAUUCCCACUGUGCGGCAGCUCGACCGGCCGGAACCUUUACAAGAUGUGCUCGCAAAAGACAGAGCAGAUGAUUGUCUGCCAUGCAGAGUAAUAGGAGCUUCUGCCUUCAUUGCACUAGGUGGUUAUACGUAUUUCUCAGGCCAUGCUCAACUCAAUACUCAACAGGCAAAAAUCCUUGCGAGCAAGAGCAUGUUCGGGAUAAAAAGUCGACAAGCAGGCAUCACCAGCAUUGCCGUGACUCUUGCAGGAAUGGGUUUCUGGAGAAUGGUUAAUUAG
Messenger RNA from Lachnellula hyalina, 291 nucleotides. RefSeq lists its product as uncharacterized. NCBI's taxonomy places the organism in Eukaryota, Fungi, Ascomycota, Leotiomycetes, Helotiales, Lachnaceae. The transcript has 2 exons. Bases 1 to 291 code for a protein of 96 amino acids. The record is from RefSeq and is a predicted model, not a curated record.